This is a messenger RNA of Centruroides sculpturatus (bark scorpion), 773 nucleotides long. RefSeq lists its product as uncharacterized. The transcript is spliced from 8 exons. Bases 51 to 773 code for a protein of 240 amino acids. Gene Ontology annotation, molecular function: ATP binding; kinase activity. The record is from RefSeq and is a predicted model, not a curated record. Lineage: Eukaryota; Metazoa; Arthropoda; Arachnida; Scorpiones; Buthidae. Gene Ontology annotation, biological process: phosphorylation.
AUAUAUAUAUAUUUUUGUAGUCUGUUGUAUCGGCUUCAUCGGAAGCUGAUAUGAUUACUCUAUGGCGAAAUCACGAAAAUCAACUUAGUAUUUAUUCUUCGAAUGUUGGAUCAAAGAAAACUAAAGUUGUUUCAAAGGAAACCGGAGGAACAGAAGAAGUCGAUAAUUUAGAAGAGAAUAAAUUAUGUUUAAACGAUGAACAAAUACUUCGACUGGGAAAAAUUGGAAUUUUGGUCGAAGAAUACUUUGGAAGUUUAAGAGAUAUUGAAUGGGCCAUUUAUGGAAAUGAUAUUUAUCUUUUGCAGACUCGACCAAUUACAUCUGUCGAUAAAGAUAACGAUUCUUCUAUCAGACACGAAUUAGACGGACCUUGGAAAAGUGAAUGCGAAUAUGUAACUAAAGCUAAUAUAGGAGAAGUAUUUCCCGGUGCUGUAACACCUCUUACAUUUAGCACAAUCAUUAAAACCUUUGACAUUUUUCGUGAGAGAACGAUGAAGAAAAGAGGGAUAGUAAAAGAAGCAGUUUGCCCCUAUUUCCCACGUCGCUUUGUACUUACUAAUGCUCACGUAGUAUUUAAUUUAAUAGAUGGUAUAUACCGCUUUAUUCCGGAAAAGGCUACUACUUUGAGUAAUUCUUCUUUAAUUUCUUUAUUUGGACGAAUUCUGGAGGACGAUAACGAAUUUAAAAAGAGAAGAAGAGAACGUUAUAGUACAAGUCGUUCGACCAUUCAAGCAGUUUAUGGUCUUGCAUAUCUCUUUUAUGUAUCCUUUUAG